UCGAUUUUGAUUGGGUUUGCCUAGCUCUCGAGCUGGAAGAGGAGGAAGCGGCGUUAUCGAUUGCGGGAAUCCGAGUCCCAGCACUCGAGGAAGUUGGCCCGGACCAGGAAAAUGUACCUCAGUUGGCCGAAAUUCUGAUUUACAAAAGAGUUAUUUGCGCGUUUUGAUGACUUUUCGCGGCGCAGCAACCUUGCCACGGUUUCUCGAACCGUGUCACUCGGCUGUCGGAGAAGCCCCUGCCCCCCAGAGCGCUCCGAUCACCGCCAGAUUUGUAUCACUCUCGCUUUCAGGGCUGGCUUAAUUAAUUUAAAUUUAAACUAGAGCUAGAGCGCACGCCUUAAGUCGUCGUCAAACAAAAGGCACAGAUACGGCGGAUAACUGGGCAUAUGCCAUGUCUCUGGAGGCGCAUACAUAUGCACGUACAGCACAAUGUUUAUUAUUAAUUUUAUAUAAAAGCAACAACAAUUAAUUGUAAUUGACUCAGUCGCACGGGUAGCGCACAGCAGCCAAGUCGGACUUGGAUUGGGACUUGGACUCGGAUAGGUCUUCGGUAUCUCGAACUUCACCUGCACCACCUCAGUUGGCGACCAUGCGACUCGGAGUUGGUUGUCUUCUGGUGCUCCUGGGCAUUUGCGGAGCCGCUCGGGCGGAUCUCACCUAUCGCGGAAAUGCGGUUCACCCAGAUUACCCUGGUCAGUGCUACUAUGAGGAGCUCAACCAGGCCAUUCCCAGGAAGCAGUCCUACAAGCCCAUCAACCGCGAGGGCUACUGCCAAUCCAUCUACUGUCGGCCGGACUACGUCCUAGAGAUUGGCUACUGCGGUCGCCACAACCUGGUGCCCACGGAGCAGUGCAAGAUCGCCGCGGACAUGCGGCGCACCUUCCCCGACUGCUGUCCCAAGUUGGUCUGCCAGGAGGCGGAGAGCAACUACAUCUAGGCCGGACCCGGAUGCCAUAGGCAGCACUUAGUAUUACUUCACUUGCCCCAUUUGUUUCUGGAAUAACUAUAUGGUUAAGAUGUUUUUUAAGGGUUUAAAUUUUCAUUGGUGGUCAAAAAAUGUCCUACAUUUCCCAUAUAAAUAAAUAUACAUACAUAUGUUUUAUAAACUACCAAACU
This is a messenger RNA of Drosophila biarmipes, 1116 nucleotides long. RefSeq lists its product as uncharacterized. The record is from RefSeq and is a predicted model, not a curated record. The transcript is spliced from 4 exons. Bases 590 to 937 code for a protein of 115 amino acids. Lineage: Eukaryota; Metazoa; Arthropoda; Insecta; Diptera; Drosophilidae.